CAGUAAAAUGGCGCCAGAACUAGUGGCGGGCUGAGCACACUGGGCCACUCGAAGCCGGCCCUGCGGUCCCCGGGCCGACCCGGCCCCUCCCGGACAUGGAGGACGUGGAGGCGCGCUUCGCUCACCUCCUGCAGCCCAUCCGCGACCUCACCAAGAACUGGGAGGUGGAUGUGGCGGCCCAGCUGGGCGAAUAUCUUGAGGAGCUGGACCAGAUCUGCAUUUCUUUUGACGAAGGCAAAACCACAAUGAACUUCAUUGAGGCAGCACUGCUGAUCCAGGGCUCCGCGUGUGUCUACAGUAAGAAGGUGGAAUAUCUCUACUCGCUGGUCUACCAGGCUCUUGAUUUCAUCUCUGGCAAGAAGCAGGCCAAGCAGCUCUCCUGUGAGCGGGAAGACGGGCCCAUUGGGGAUGCCGGCUCCAGGGCCCCCCAGGAAGUGGAGUAUGAGUUCCUGUCGUUGGAUGACCUCUCUGAUUCCCGUGCUAACGUGGAUCUGAGGAGUGACCAGGCCCCCAGUGAGACCCUCAUCGUCCCCCUCCUGCCCAUGGCCCUGGUAGCCCCUGAUGAGAUGGAGAAGAAUAGUAACCCCCUGUACAGCUGUCGGGGGGAGGUCCUGGCCAGCCGGAAGGAUUUUAGGAUGAAUACGUGCACCCCCCACCCCAGAGGAGCCUUCAUGUUGGAGCCGGUGGGCAUGUCCCCCAUGGGGGCACUGCUGCCGAGGAACCAGAAGGAGGCCGGGAGGGCUGAGGAGCAGCCAAUGGAAGUCUCUGCGUGCAGGAGUCCCGUCCCGGCGCUCAGCACCUCCCAGGAGCCAGGCACCACUCCAGAAGGCCCAGUGCCCGGAGGUGGGGGUGAGGAAGAGGAUACAGAGGGGGCAGCAGAGCCCCCCGAGGCCUCAGCCCCUGAGGUCCCGAUGGAGCCGCAGGAGCCCAGGAGCCCAGAGCAGAGUGCGGCCCAGCCCAGGAGGUGUGCACUACGGGAGCGAAGGGAGGCCCUGGAGCCUGCGUCCCGGCUGAAGGAGACCCCAGACCCCUGGCAGGGCCUGGACCCCUUCGACUCCCUGGACUCUAAGCCCUUCAGGAAAGGUAGGCCCUACUCUGUGCCCCCCUGUGUGGAGGAGGCUCCAGGACAGAAGCGUAAGAGGAAGGGUGCUGUCAAGCUGCAGGACUUCCAUCAGUGGUACCUGGCUGCCUAUGCUGACCACGCUGACAGCAGGAGGCCCCGGCGAAAGGGCCCUUCCUUUGCAGACAUGGAGGCGCUGUACUGGAGGCACGUGAGGGAGCAGCUGGAGAGCCUCCGGAAGCUGCAGAGGAGGGAGGCGGCUGAGCGGUGGCGGCCGAGGGCUCAGGAGGAACCGUGGCCUGCGGAGGAGGACCGGCUGGAGGACUCCCUGGAGGACCUGGGAGCGGCAGCAGGUGACUUUCUAGAGCCCGAGGAGUACGCAGAGCCUGAAGGAGCCGAGCCCGGGGAAGACGCAGACCUGGAAGCGGAAGCCAUGCCGGCGUCCCUAAGCUACGAGGAGCUGGUCCGGAGGAACGUGGAGCUCUUCAUCGCCACCUCGCAGAAGUUUGUCCAGGAGACAGAGCUGAGCCAGCGCAUCAGGGACUGGGAGGACGUCAUCCAGCCCCUGCUCCAGGAGCAGGAGCAGCACGUGCCCUUUGACAUCCACGCUUACGGGGACCAGGUAGUCUCAAGGUUCAGCCAGCUCAACCAGUGGUGUCCCUUUGCGGAGUUGGUGGCUGGCCAGCCUGCCUUUGAGGUGUGUCGUUCCAUGCUGGCCUCCCUGCAGCUGGCUAAUGACUACACAGUGGAGAUCACCCAGCAGCCUGGGCUAGAGGCGGCGGUGGAUACCAUGUCCCUGAGACUGCUCACGUACCAGCGGGCCCACAAGCGCUUCCAGACCUAUGCUGCCCCCUCCAUGGUCCAGCCCUGAGUGGGGAGCACUGAGACCAGGGUUGGGCCCUGGAGCCCUGUCCCCCGCAGGUGCUGGGCAUGCAUCUGCUCACUCCACUUUGCUUCCUGGCUCGCCCAGCCCAAUAAAGUGUUGCCAUCCCGCCAA
Eubalaena glacialis (North Atlantic right whale) is the source of this 2057-nucleotide messenger RNA. It is a transcript of the gene NCAPH2, whose product is annotated as non-SMC condensin II complex subunit H2. Gene Ontology annotation, biological process: mitotic sister chromatid separation; meiotic chromosome condensation. The record is from RefSeq and is a predicted model, not a curated record. Gene Ontology annotation, cellular component: condensin complex; nucleus. Gene Ontology annotation, molecular function: chromatin binding. The coding region runs from base 96 to 1931 and encodes 611 amino acids. Lineage: Eukaryota; Metazoa; Chordata; Mammalia; Artiodactyla; Balaenidae. The transcript is spliced from 20 exons.